AUGCGACGAGCUGGUCUUUUUGCAUCUAGUGUAUUGCAUCGUGCUGGGAGGCAACAUCAAGAACAAAAACCACAACAGCAGGAGUCCGAUUCACCACUUGAUGAAACGCGGAGUCGAGAGCUUGAAGUAGAGGCACUGGAGCGUGGCUUCAUGCGACGUGACACCCCCGAUUCGAAAGUGUAUAUGGAAACACAUCUUACCAGACCAGAAUGCAUCAGCGGCGGUGUGCCAGUGUGCAAUCUCCCUCCCGUGGAGCGUGAAAAGACGGAGUUCGACGUGUACCAGCGCUCAACACGUGACUUCACUUCUCAGGUAACACCGUACGGUACGACAGGUGUGGGACUUGGGGCUGGCUUUGGCGCGAAGGAAGAUAAGCGGCUAGGAUUUUUGCGCCCACGAAAACUGCAACCGUUCGGUGGUGAGAGUAGUAUUGUUCCUAAGUACGACGAAAAUGGAAUGCCUAUCGACCCAACACUUCGCAAAGAUCAACUGAUGAAGAAACGCCUUGAAUACAUGAAGAGUUUUGAGGGAACCACAAUGAGUCACCGUGAACACUUUCUACUUGUGGAUCUUGAUUUUGAAAAGGAUGCGAUGCUAUUUGGUAACACUCGUGGUGAGUUUGAGCGUAAUGUGACAAAACUGAAGCAGGUGAUUAGUACCUACACCGCGUGGGAGCGCACUGAUAACUUCUAUUACUAUGGUACCUUUGUGCUUAAGGCGCUCACCGCAUGGGUGCUGAUGGAGUGCCUGCAACAGUACUACGAACUGAAGUUGCUUGCUGGGCACUAUGACGAUUUUGUGGAGGCGACGGAGGCGACGCUGGACGGACUUGAGGCGGACUUUCAUCGCGACCUUCACCGGGCGCGUGAGGAGCUGCAGUCACAUAAGCCGGACUUCCGCCCCAUUGUGGAGGCUGUGCGUCGUGAGAAGCGACGUCUGUUAGAUGCAAAAACAGCACAGAUCACAGAGCAGAAAGUGGUGGAAAGGAACAACAGCGAUAGUAGCAACAGUAAUAAUGAUAAUAAUAAUAGUAAUCGUAACAAUAACAAGAUUGUGAGCGAUAGUAACAAUAAUGAAAGUACAGAAAAGGAUCUUACCAUAGCAUUGGGUGAGGCUCUUGGUGCGCAUAACUCAGGGAAUGAGCGACAAUUGUAUCAUCAACAACAUGGACAACAAGAGAAGCAACAUCAUCAGCAAGAAAAUUUAUCUGGAAAUGGUUCCCACAGUGUUGUUUACCACCCAAUGGAUACCACAAACGAGCAGGGUUACUUGGCCUCUCUCCAGCAACGCGAGAUGCAGCACGAGAUGAAGCGUCUGCAUGAUACGGCGACAGCGUCAAAAACAGGGUCAUAUAGCAUGGUUGCUGCUAUUUGGCGAAAAAUACGCGGAGUUGAAGGAGAAGAUGCUGCUGUACUGACGCCUCUUCAGCAGGAAGACUUUGCCCGACUUUCAUAUGCUGCAAGCCCAACUAGUAUUGACACACUGCGUUCUAUACGCCGUAUUUUGCUACCACGUAGUGAGGAUUACAUUCAGGUGGUGCGCGAAGAGAUGCUAGAAUACAGGCGAGAGAAGGAGGCGAAGAUUCUUCAUCCAGAUUGA
Messenger RNA from Trypanosoma theileri, 1599 nucleotides. RefSeq lists its product as uncharacterized. Lineage: Eukaryota; Euglenozoa; Kinetoplastea; Trypanosomatida; Trypanosomatidae. The record is from RefSeq and is a predicted model, not a curated record. The transcript has a single exon. Bases 1 to 1599 code for a protein of 532 amino acids.